GCUAUGGACAGUGCCAUCACCCUGUGGCAGUUUCUCCUUCAGCUCCUGCAGGAGCCUCAGAAUGAGCACAUGAUUUGCUGGACCUCUAACAAUGGGGAGUUCAAGCUUCUGCAGGCAGAAGAGGUGGCUCGUCUUUGGGGAAUUCGCAAGAACAAGCCCAACAUGAAUUACGACAAACUCAGCCGAGCCCUCAGAUACUAUUAUGUAAAGAAUAUCAUCAAAAAAGUGAAUGGUCAGAAGUUUGUAUACAAGUUUGUCUCUUACCCAAAGAUUUUGAAAAUGGACCCAAUGACAGUGGGCAAGAUUGAGGGCGAUGGUGAAACUCUGAACUACAGUGAAGUUAGCAGCACUUCCAAAGAUGUGGAGAAUGGGGGGAAGGAGAAACCUCAGCCUGGUACCAAGACCUCUAGCCACAAUGACUACAUACACUCUGGCUUGUAUUCCUCAUUUACUCUCAACUCUUUGAACACCUCCAAUAAAAGGCUUUUCAAGUCAAUAAAGAUGGAGAAUCCUGCUGAGAAACUGGCAGAGAAAAAAUCUCAGGAACCAACACCAUCUGUCAUCAGAUUUGUAACAACACCUUCUAAAAAGCCACCCAUUGAACCUAUUGCUGCCACCAUUUCAACUGACCCAACUAUUUUAUCUUUUGAAGAAACUAUUCAAGCAUUAGAGACCUUGGUUUCUCCCAAACUGCCUUCCCUGGAAGCCCCAGCCUCUGUGUCCAGCAUAGCUGCCAGCUUUACCCCCACACCUCCCAUUCCCUCCGUGCCCCCUUCCUUGAAGGAGCUUCCCCGGACACCAUCUCCACCUCUGAGUUCCAGCCCAGACGUCAACACGCAGGUUGACACAGUGGCUUCUCAGCCUGUGGAGCUUCCAGAGAACUUGUCUCUGGAGCCUAAAAAUGAAGGUUCACCUUUGCCAGAAAAGGAUAAAACAAAUAAUUCAUCAAGAUCCAAGAAACCCAAAGGGUUAGAACUGGCACCUACCCUUGUGAUCACAGGCAGUGACCCAAGCCCUCUGGGAAUAUUGAGUCCAUCUCUUCCUACAGCUUCUCUUACACCAGCGCUGUUUUCACAGACACCCAUCCUGCUGACUCCAAGUCCCUUGCUCUCCAGCAUCCACUUUUGGAGCACACUUAGCCCUGUCGCUCCCCUGAGUCCAGCCAGACUGCAAGGUGCUAAUACACUUUUCCAGUUUCCUUCUGUACUGAAUAGUCACGGGCCGUUCACCCUGUCUGGCCUGGACGGACCUUCCACUCCUGGCCCGUUUUCCCCGGACCUGCAGAAGAUAUAGUGUAUGCACUUGUGGUGUAAAAGACUCAAGGAACACAGAAAUGGAGACAUUCAACCUGAUGGCAUUGAAAUGAGAAGUUGUCUUUAUCAUUUUUGCCAUUUCCCACUGAAACACCUUUUUCAGGCUUCUCUUUGAAUAGAUUUCAAGUUAGACUGUGUGAAAUGCCUUAAUUGGAGUCCACCUCCAUAUCCUUAUCUUUUUUUAUGUUGAGCUAAGUGCUAAUGUUAUUUUGGAGGGGUGUAGCUGCUGUGCUUUGCAAGAGUGAUUAAGGAUGAAGUUACUCCUCCUGCCUAUCAGGAUUUUUUGGCUAGUAAGAAAAUUGUGCUUAGUUUAUUAUUCUAAGAAAAACUAGUUAAAUGAAAUUGGUUGUGUCUUUAGGACUGAGUGUGCUCUGCUGAACAAGCGAACAUGAGCUGUUUAUCAGUAGUGGGAGAAAAAUAAUCCUUUCCUAGUCAUACAAAAUAAGAUUGGAACAGUACCAUUGUGCAGACUUUGUUUUGCUAUGAAUUGUAGCGUGUGGCUAUGGAAGCAGUUGUACAGGAGGCAUCUUGUUCACUUGUAUGCAGUGGAUCUCCUAGCCACAUACAUGGUCUCAUCUUACCUGUUGAGCACAAGGGUUAUUCUGUAUAACAUAAGAUUUUUAAGCUUGGGAUUUAAGAGGGUUUUAAGACCAUCGUGUGAGGUUAUAGGACCUCCUGUCUAGUAUAGAAAUGCUGCUGGCUGGUAUGUUUGCAUAUCCACAGAGCAUAGUGUGGUCAAUGAUGACUUUUAUCAGGAUGGACAAGUUCAACUGAAUACCUUAAGAUAAUACGAAGGGCCUGUCCAAGUAUUAGAAGAUGCUGGGGGGAGGGACUGUGUCUUGUCCCUGAUCAUUUUACCCCAUUUUCUUCUGUAGAUUUGUCACCUUUCCUUCUAAACCUAAAGCUUUGAGGUGUUGUGACAAUAUUAAAUGCCAUUGAGAAAGUGAAACCUUCAGUCAAUAAUGAAACAGAUGUGCUUGUUCAGCUUCUUUCUUUCUUGCUUUCUUUCUUUGUUUUUUAUUGUAUUUGGUACAGGGUCUCACUACACAGAUUG
Octodon degus (degu) is the source of this 2367-nucleotide messenger RNA. It is a transcript of the gene Elk4, whose product is annotated as ELK4, ETS transcription factor. Gene Ontology annotation, biological process: cell differentiation; regulation of transcription by RNA polymerase II. The record is from RefSeq and is a predicted model, not a curated record. Gene Ontology annotation, molecular function: DNA-binding transcription factor activity, RNA polymerase II-specific; sequence-specific DNA binding. Lineage: Eukaryota; Metazoa; Chordata; Mammalia; Rodentia; Octodontidae. The transcript has 4 exons. The coding region runs from base 4 to 1293 and encodes 429 amino acids. Gene Ontology annotation, cellular component: nucleus.